UUCCCAGCCACAUAUUUACCAACCACUUCGAGCGCACGCGCAAUGCGCCUCCCUCUUUUAUCCUCUUCUUCCCCCACAUGCCUAAAAUUUUAGCGCAUUGCCAACCGCGGCACCGUUAUGGCCUGAGCGUUCUUGCCCCGAUCGCCGUGCAGCAUUUCAACAGACGGAUGCAGGCGGUCCGGCCGGACAUGGAGCAGCAGGUCACCGAGCUCCGCGGCGAGCUGCGCAAGGUGCGGGAGGAGCGCGACCGCGCCCACCGCGUGCUGGAGGUGACGGAGUGGAAGGCGCUGGACUCGGCCAACGACCGCACCACCAUCGAGACGCUGGAGGCGCGGCUGGACGCGUCGCGGGAGUCCGAGUCCCGGAUGCUCGAGUCGCUGUCGCUGCAGACCAAGCAGCUGGAGAUCACCAAGAUGGCGCUCGAGGAGGCCAGGAUCGACGUCGCGUCGCUAAGGGACACGGUGCAGCGGCUCGAGGCCAGCGCCGUCGCCGUCGCCGCCGCCAAGCCGAGGGGCCGCUACGACCGCGAGCUGCAGCGGGUCAGCGGCGAGCUGCGGGUGGCGCUGGCGGCGGAGGAGAAGAACAAGCGGGCCAUGGAGGAGCUGGUGCUGGCGCUCAAGGAGGUGAACGCGGAGCUGCACACCACGCGGCAGCAGCUGGCGCGCGCGCAGCACGAGUCGGAGACGGCGCGGCUCGAGUCCGACCGGCUGCACGUGUCCCUGAAGCGCAAGGACGACAAGGUCCGCGCGCUGUCCGACGAGGUGGCCCGGCUCCGCUCCGACGCCGAGGAGGCGUUCGCCACGUUCCGGGGCAAGGAGGCCGGGUUCACGGCGUGCAUGAAGUCCUCGGAGGCGGAGCUGGCCGCGUCCCGGCGCGAGAACGCGCGGCUGCUCGAGUCGCAGCGGUCCGGGCGGCACGAGGUGGCCAAGCUGCGGGACAUCCUGAAGCAGGCCGUCAAGGACACCAAGUUCGUCAAGGAGGCGCUGGAGGAGGCGAGGAGCGAGAACGCGGCGCUCAAGGAGAUGAUCGGGAGCAAGGACACCGCCGUCAAGAGCAGCAAGGAGGAGCUGGAGUGCCUCCGGGUCAGCGAGGCCGCGGCGCGCGACAGCGUCAAGGAGCUGCAGAGCCUGCUGGUGGCCGUGAGCCCCACCCCCACCCCGUCCGCGGCGGCGGGAGCGGGCAGGUCGUUCGACCUGGAGGUCGACCCGUCGUCGCCGUCGCCGCGGACGCCGACGGAUCAGCCGCCGCCCGAGGGCGAGAGCCGGCUGUCGGACGCGAGGAUGAAGCCGCCGCCGGACGGGUUCACGCUGCCGCGGCAGAUGUCGGAGAGCUUCGAGGGGUCGGUGUACGACAUCUUCGGGACGGUCGAGGAGCCCAAGGCCGAGAUGGGCGUCUUCACCAGGAUGCCGACGAUGCCUGGCCGGCGGCGCGUGGUCAUGCGCAAGGUCGGCAGCUUGUUCCGGUGGAAGAGUUUCAACAACAAAUAGCAACUUUGUGAUGCUGGCAGUGGGAUCGGUCUGCCGUGUAUAUGUUGUAUAAUGUCCUUGGUAUUGGUAGUUUUUUGUUGGCUAAUUGGCGUCUUUGUUCCGGUGGGCGGGAUAUUUCGUUGCCUAGUGAUAAAAAUUGCUCUUGUAAGUGACUAAGUGUGUAUACGUGAUCACCUGAAUACUGCUUGGAAAUGCUAUUUUACAGCGCCGGCGCGUGACAUGUCAA
Aegilops tauschii subsp. strangulata is the source of this 1713-nucleotide messenger RNA. RefSeq lists its product as uncharacterized. The record is from RefSeq and is a predicted model, not a curated record. Lineage: Eukaryota; Viridiplantae; Streptophyta; Magnoliopsida; Poales; Poaceae.